AAUGUCGGUUAAUUUGUCUUUGAGUUCCCUAGACACUGAAGUCUUGGCUUCACAGCUUUCUAACCGAUCAAAAUCUACAGCGGCGGUCGAAACGACUUUCUGCGUCGUUUUGAAUAUUCUGGCGUUGUUGCUCAACAUGAUCCUCUGUUGGACCGUUUACAACAACGAACGCCUUCGUCGAAUCACAAAUAUCUACGUUUUAGCUUUAGCAGCCGCGGAUCUUCUCAUGGCCUCUUUAGUCAUGCCUUUUCUGUGCGAUGUUUCGGUCAAAGGAGGUUGGACAUUUAAUUGGUUUCCAUGUCAGUUUCAAGGAUACUGGUGUGCUGUGUUGGCCUACACUGCUCAACUUUUAUUUCCUCUUGCCGCUAUCAACCGUUACACAAGAGUUUUUCAUCCUAAAAUUUACGUCACAUUUUUUAAUGACAAGAAGUACAUUUUAUUAUCGAUAGCUGUCGUUUCGCUGUGUGCCCUAACCGCCCCUUUGCCGUACCUUCUUCGCGGGCACGAAUUCGCUUUCCAUCCAGGAAUGAUGAUUUGUUUCUACACAAUCGCGAACACUAGAGAAAAACAGGCCCUAUACAGAAUCAUUUUUUUCACGGUGUUACCCAUGUUUGUGGUGACGUUCUGUUAUUUUCGCAUUUACCGCACCGUAAUACGCCAUACUAAACGCUUCCAAAACAACGUCACAACGUCUGCCGUGCGAAACGCUAGCGCUACGAACAAGCUGUCAUCCGAUGAAAUUGUCAUCACUAAAACAUUAUUUGCAAUAGUUUUAGGGUUUUUCGUUUGCUGGACACCGCUCUAUAUCAUCACGUCUAUUGACACAGCCUUCGAAGGAUAUCGCUUACCAAGACAGGUUUAUUUUCUGGCUACCUAUUUCGUUGGGUUGAGCAGCAUUGCCAAUCCUAUCAUUUUUGGAUGUAUAAACGCAAGCUUUAGAGAGGAGUGCAAGAAUUUAAUUGACGCUUUGAGGCAAAGACAUACAGAUAGAGUGCGAAAUAUUUGACGAGCAGAAAAGGUUUCUUUUAAACUUAUCAACAGCUUAGAAACGAAAAUAGAACCUGAGUCUUUAAACAUUGCGUGAUACAUUAUUUGGCACCUUUACUUGAUGU
Molecule: messenger RNA, 1112 nt
Organism: Pocillopora verrucosa
Lineage: Eukaryota; Metazoa; Cnidaria; Anthozoa; Scleractinia; Pocilloporidae
Product: melatonin receptor type 1A-like
Biological process (GO): cellular response to light stimulus; G protein-coupled receptor signaling pathway; phototransduction
Cellular component (GO): plasma membrane
Molecular function (GO): G protein-coupled photoreceptor activity
Source: RefSeq, a predicted model, not a curated record